AUGGACUUUGGGCCUCCAGCAGACUUGUGUCUGGAUGAAGGCUCUUUUCCCCCGCAGCUGCUGCAGCAAGCUGCAGCGAUUGCGGAUGCUGCAGCAGCAGCAGCAGCUGCAGCACCCAAGGAGCUGCGGCAGCUGCAGGAGCUGGAGCAGCUGCAGCAGCCCAGCUUCUGCCUGCCCCCGCCAGCCCCAGACCACGAACUCCAGCAGCAGCAGCAGCAGGAGCGAGCAGCAAAGAGCGACGACGCUGCGUGGCCGCCGCUGUCGGGUGCGGGGAAGAGGCCCCAAGGCAAAGUGAGCUCCAGCGCCCCACAACAAAAGCAGCAGCAGCAGCAGCAGCAGCAGCAGCAGCAGCAGCAGCAGGAAACGUUUGGGCGUGGGGCCCCGGAGAGCGAGAGCAGCGAGGGCGCAUGCAAGGCGCCUCCGUCUUCGCCUGCGUGUGCAGCAAAAGCAGCAGCAACAGCAGCAGCAGCAGUGCGCGCGCCCCCCGGCCUCAGGGGCCCCGACGUCCAAAGUGCCCUCCUAAGGGCCUCCUUUCUGGGCCGAGUGGAUAUAGUAAAGCUCUGUCUGCAGCGCGGAGCUUCUGCUGCUGCUGCUGAUGCUGUUGGCCGCACGCCGCUGCACUAUGCUGCAGCAACUGGCGUCGCCCAGGCCGUUGCGCUGCUGCUGCAGCACUCCGGGGG
This is a messenger RNA of Eimeria tenella, 680 nucleotides long. RefSeq names its product ankyrin repeat-containing protein, putative. NCBI's taxonomy places the organism in Eukaryota, Apicomplexa, Conoidasida, Eucoccidiorida, Eimeriidae. Gene Ontology annotation, molecular function: protein binding. The record is from RefSeq and is a predicted model, not a curated record. The transcript is spliced from 3 exons. The annotation marks the transcript as partial.